AUGAGUUUACCACAAAACUUACCAAAAUUACCACAGAAUUUAAAUUUACAAACACUUCAAGCGCUACCUAAAGAAAAAGUUUUCCUUGGCAUAAGGGCCUUUCAACUUUUACUUCUUAUUGUAUUUAUUAUAGUGGAAAUUGCGCAAGUCGCUACCUACGCUUCUUUUUUUAAAGAUUAUUCUUAUUCGUAUAGUUCUAAAUAUUAUAAAAAUUUAUUCGGGAAUCCAGCUAAAUUAUAUUAUACAAAUACCACAUAUGGUAAAGGAGGUUCGGUAAUAUGGGUAUACAUUGUUGUGCUAAUUACAUUAAUUGGAGUUAUCGGAUAUGCUGCAAUGUUUAAAAAAAAAAUUUGGGAAAAACGAAAAGAAAUUUAUUUUAUGGCAUUCGAUGCUGCCUUUGUAGUUUUAUGGUUUACCGCAGUUCUCACCAAUCUCGUUUUGGUAUACAGAGGAAAAAAGUCUAUAUGUCAUGGCAUUACAUCAUAUUCUGGCAAACUUAAACAUUCCUGUAAUGCUUAUAUUGCUUCCAAUAUACUUGGAUGUAUAGUGUUAAUUUCAUUCGCUUUGGCCACAGCAUUAUCUUGGAAAGUUUAUAAUGAUGAAAAGAAUGGAGCAAAUCCAACAAACCAAUUCGGAAUUGUUGAUAAUAAUAAUAUGAUUG
This is a messenger RNA of Diversispora eburnea, 661 nucleotides long. NCBI's taxonomy places the organism in Eukaryota, Fungi, Glomeromycota, Glomeromycetes, Diversisporales, Diversisporaceae. The record is from the annotation of a GenBank genome assembly.